Messenger RNA from Paramisgurnus dabryanus, 4970 nucleotides. The record is from RefSeq and is a predicted model, not a curated record. NCBI's taxonomy places the organism in Eukaryota, Metazoa, Chordata, Actinopteri, Cypriniformes, Cobitidae.
AUCACAUCGCGUGUUGUUGAAACGUUCUCAAUAGGAUUUCUGACAGUUGCGAAAGGAGAAGGCCAUUAUCGACAUGGAGUCCACCUCAGUGUAUAUGUGUUUUCCCUGUUAUCGGGAGUUUCCUACACUGGAGGAAGUGCUGGCUCAUCAGGUGAACUGCAAUGCAGAGAAUCCUCAGUUAGUGACCAAUGAAACGCCUGUUGAGGCGGCGGCCGCAGCAGCUGGCCUUCCACAGGUGGCAAUGCAGUCUGUUCCACAGAUGCAGACACAGACUGUGGAUUUGUCUGCUUUGCUAGGACAGAAGAAAACUUCUCAAACUGAUGCUCCACGUGUGCUGUACCAGUGUGCUGACUGCGAAGUUCUCUUCGAUGCUCUAUCACUGUGGCAACAACAUCGAAAGACGGGCUGUUACCUUGAGACGGGUCCUGGCCCUGGAGAAGGCCGGGGAACAGUAGCCAUGUCAGAACAUCAGGAGACUGUGCAAGAACAGCCUGCAGGUGGACAGACGGCGGUCAAAGAACAGAAGGAACAUCCUAAAGUAAAGAUGGAGAGCACUUCUCCACAGAAUGAGCCAAUAGAAGAGGAUUCUGAAAGAGAAGUGGAGCCUGAGAUCUCCAGGGAGGACUUACCAAAAAACACUGAGCUCAUGGAACCUGUAGAGACACCGGUACCUCAAGGUAGUACAUCUCCUGAAGAACAAAGCCCCCCUUCGAGGCGCAGGCGGCAAAAGAAGGAAAAGCCCCCAUCAACCCUGCUCUGCGUGGAGUGCGGGCAGAGCUUCGGCCAGGUUUCAGAGCUCGUGACUCACCGUAGGGUUCAACAUAGCCUAAAAGAUGCCAUCCAUCGCUGCACAGUGUGCGGGGAGGGCUUCAUCAACACCACACUUUUCCUCUAUCAUCGCAGACAACACCGCACAAGGGUGGAAAAUCAACCUGUGCAAGUUCAAUCUGCCAUCUCACAGCUCUCCACAGCCAUCAUGGAGGCCCCAGGUGAAGGACUCUUACUUUUAGCUACGGCAGGGGAAGGCCAGAGUCUGAUGGAGGUGACCACUCUGGAACAGACUGUAACCGAGACCCCUGUAGGACAUAUGGAGGUAGAGCUUGACAGUGUGGAUAGAGGACAGGAAGUUCAUCAACCUCCAAUGGAAAGUACAGAAAGAGAGGAGAUUAGCGAGGUCCUGGUGGAUAAGAUUGUGGAGAUGGUGGAAGAGGGCGCUGGAGUAAAUGAGGUAGAAGGAAUGGAGGUGGUCACUGUUAGAGUUUCCGAAAAACACGGAGGAGAGGUGGCGAUGGAAAAUAGGGUAGAGUCGGAGAAAGCAGUGUUUGAAGAAAAUCAGGGAAAGGUAGACAGUAACACAACAGAGGAACCUGCGCCAGCCUCCUCCACGGGCACUGAAGGACAGAAGUUCCUCUGUAAUCAGUGUGGAGCCUCAUUCACCGAUGAAAAAGAGUUGGCAAAGCACCGCAGUACUGAGCAUGGCCUGAUGGCGGCGUUGCACACCUGCACAGAGUGUGGGGCUGAGUUCAUGAGCACCACACAGUUCCUGUACCAUCGCCGUGAGCAUCGUAUGAACCCACUUGCAGGACAAAGACUCUCUGCUGAAGGAAAUUGCAGGAUCUACACUACUUCAGCUGUCGGCACGAAAUGCUGCGAUAGCGUCCUCAGACAACCAGCAGGCGCAGCCAUCGAGGCCCCCGCCCAGCUGAGCCGGGACUGGUCGCGCACCGCUGUGCCCCACGAGUGCCCCCAUUGCGGGAAGGGCUUCACACGCCGCAGCCUGUUGCGUGAGCAUGUGUUUCAACAUACUGGAAAGAAACUCUUCAGUUGCAAAUUCUGCACAAAGAGCUUCCCAUCUCCUUCCAGUCUGCUGCGUCACAACCUGACACAUGGAGCAUCCCGCCUGCACAACUGUCAUGUCUGUGAUAAGAGGUUCUUCCAGGCUACCUCUCUCAAACGCCAUGUGCUGGUUCACCAGUUUGGAGCCCAGGAUCAAAGGGUCAGAAGCAGGAGAAAAGGGAGGCUGUCCUUGAGCAGUGGGCAUCUGCAUACCUGUCCUGAGUGCCCGGCCACCUUCAAGUCGGAGUCCCAACUGCUGAGUCACAGGCUUCUACACACCAGCCAUCCCUUUCCGUGCAAAGCGUGUGGGGAGGCAUUUAAACGCCGCAAGGAGCUGGACCUCCAUUAUCUCAUCCAUGAAGAUAAAGAACCAAAGACGUGUCCCAACUGCAGCGCUCAGUUCCUGAAUCAGACAGUGCUGGAAACGCACCUGCAGCGCUGCACAGGGGAGGCCGGGGUGCGCCGCAGGUACAAAGGUCAAGGACGAGGGAAGGUGGGGGGUCAGCUGGAGUGUGAUAUGUGCGGCCACCGCUGCGUCACUCAGGACGGUCUUGACCUGCACCGGCUCUCCCACACUGGUCAGACGCCUCUGCGGUGCCCGCUCACACCCUGCAGACGACGCUUCGCCUCCAGCUCUGCAUUGGGGGAACACCUCGUGGCGCACUGCCGUGGGGCGUUGGGCAAAAAAAGCGCUCCACGCCGAUUCACCUGCGAGUUCUGUGGGAAGGAGUUCGCCUACGCGUCCACAUUCUCCGUUCACUUAAGAACGCACACCAAUGAACGACCCUUUGAGUGCAGUCACUGUGGGAAGCGUUUCCGGCAACUUCCACACCUGCAGGACCACGAGCGCAUCCAUAGUGGCGAGCGACCAUUCUCGUGCUGGGUGUGCGGUAAAAGCUUCAGCGUGGCAGCGAGGCUCACAGAGCACGCCCGCGUGCAUAGCGGUGAGCGACCAUAUGCCUGCCCUCGCUGUCCCACCGCCUUCCGUUCGCGACCCAACCUCGACAAGCACAUGCGUCUCCAUGCCAACGACCCAGUUGACCCCAACGCACCAAAUGCAUUGGAUGAUGAUACAGCCGUUCAAACCAUCCUCUUAGUACAAGAGUCGUCCUCUUCCUCACCGCCCUCUUCCUCAUCCGGGGUGCCUGUGGUCCAGGAGGGCAUGUUGGUGUCAGAAGAAGGCGGCUCAUCUGUGGUUUUUCUUCACCCUAACAUCAGUGUGCCAGGCUUCUCUAUGCCCUCUCUAACUGUUCCAAACAUCUCUGUAGUGGCAGGUCAAGAUGUUCCUCACACAAUUGAAGUUAUCUUAGAGGAGACUGUGUAAUGAAAGAAAUGGGGGGGGGGGUAAUCAAAUGAAUGCAAAUUGUAGAUAGUUACCUGAAAUUAUACUGCUUUGUGGGUGGAGUAUAGGCAGAUUUAGCAGUGGGUAGAGAUAGCAGGUGUAGUUGUGUCUUCAUGAGAGAUGGCUCUGUGUACGGGUAGAAUAUAUUUUGCUUUGGCAAAAUAAGAAUACAGCGCAUCUUUGCCCAAGAGAAAAGAAAAAUAACAACAUAUGCAUUUUUUUAUAUUUAAAUUUGCCACUGCAUUUACGCUUUGAUUUUAUCUUUUGGUGUCAGGUGUUUUAUCUGCCAUUAAUAAAAAGCUUGAGCCCAUUGGGUUGUUACUCAUUUAUUAAAGGUUGUCUUGACGUAUUUUUCAGCUCAAAAACAGUACUUACUUAAUUUUACAUUUGAAUAGUUCAGAUGCAAAACCUGCAAAGCGUGUCUAACUAAGUUAGCUAAAUUAGCAUUUCUAUCAGUCUCUUCAGGUUCAAUAAUUUCAGUUUAAUUGCAAUGAAAAUAUUUUUUGUAACUGAAAUGCCUCUUUUUUUGUACAAAUGUCACUUAAUUUCAUUGUAAUUUAAAAAAUUUGACUGUAUUUCACUGCAAAACCCUCUAAGUGCAACAAGACUUCUUUCAACAAGACAUAGUAAACUGUUGCAAAAUCACUAAAGAUGCAGCUAGAAACAUUGCAAAUGAUGAAAGUCAGAAUUCAAAAUGUAAAAAUGAAGAAACUGAACCACACAAUAGGGUGCACUGUGAUAGAUGUGGCUGCUCAUUUGGAUUGUAUUCAGGUCUAAAUAUUUACAAGGGACCCAUGUUUGAAUGUGAUUUAAAAUCAUUUCACAAUCGUCUUUCGUGUAUUUUGAGGAUUUUGCAGAAAAUUGAUUUGGCAUUUAACAGAUUUUCUCAAGCACCUGGUAUUUCUGAAUGAAACAAGGCUGGAAUUAACCGGAUUUAAAGCGAAAUUAGUAAACAUACAAAAUGUGCCGAGACGACUUCUCAUUUUCUGACAAAAGUGGCAUUUAGGGUCCUUUGCAUCUGAGUUUUUCAUUUUUACCCUUUACUUUUGAACAGGCCAUUGUGGCUUAAACACCCUCUGUUAAGAUUUUGUUAAUCAGGUUUUUCUUGGUGUGCACAAUGCCUGUUAAAAAAUAAAUGAUGUAAAAUAAUAAUGUAAAUGUAAUAUGUGCUUAUGUAAAAUAAAUUGAGAACGAUUUUCAUGUAAAUUGUACGUUAUACUUAUCUAAUUUACAUAUUAGGUUUUUCCCCAACAGCUGUGAUAUUUCUAACCGUAUAGACUUCUAUUACUGUCAUUAUGUUCUGAUACCACACUAUUAGUGUUUCAUUGUAUAAGCCAUUUAAACAAAAAAUAGCCUUUUAUGUUCUGACAUAAAGAGCUUUUCAAUAAACUGAACCCCUGAAUACAUCCAAAAACAAAUGAUCUUGCAGCUUUAGGUGUGAAUGAUGACUGCAGUGGAAACAGAGCUUAGUUUGAACACUUAACUACAAAUCUCGCCCUGAAUUUUUUCCAGUUGAAUGGGAUUUAAGUUGAGCUCCAUUACCUCAGUUCAUUGAGAGAUUGAGAGAGAGAACUGGGUCGUUGGAGCUCAUGUGUUUGCUCGGUUUAGGCUCCUUUUAUUUACUCUAGUCCUGCUAAACUUCUCCUCCAUACGCCUGCUGCAUCAUUAUGAUUCGUCCUGUUAAUGAUAGACAUUGAUAUACAAACACCAUUCCUAUACCCCGCUCUAAAUUCCCAAACAACAAACUGAACGAUAUCUUACCCGGCUCAUUAAUUUAUAGACUUUGACUUGC